UUGUAGGACUUGGUCACUGCUUCGCCUACACAAGUAGCGGGGCGUGUCGUCGCUUACACGAGAAUGGUCCUCCCGCAGUAUCGUACGCUUCUGAGGAUGGAUGCAUGCAUAGACGGCGUGCGGAUUGGUGGUACGCGUCCGAUGCAACCUGCAAGCAGCUGCGUGAAUCCGCCAUCCAGUCCAUCAUGCAAGGGCAGCAGCUGCCCUGGGUGCGUUGCGUGGUGGGCGAAGGCGCCGUGGGUGCAUCGCUCCUGCCUUUGUUCUGUCUCUUCUUUUAUACCGCUUCACUGGCCAGGGCCUGCAGACAUGUUUUGGCUGCCGUAGUACCGUAGAACUUCCAACCCGUAGCCUUUCAAACCGUACGCCAGUCACCAUGUCGGUGCAGGAUUCAAGUCCAAUCACCAUGCCGUUUGUCGUCGCAGAACACGCCGUGAACGACACAAGACAAACAGAUACAACAACGUCCGCCACGGGAGAGCAGUCUGUCACCUCUCUGCGCAGCGAGUCUGUCCCGGGAGACGGCGCUGGGUGUGCCCUCGCAAAGGCCCUCGACGGACACGCAGAGCGGACGGACGGAGCAAGAGACGAGACCGACGAAAUGGCUGAACGACAUCACCAAGCGGGCUUCAGCGCGGAAGCGUUCGAGAGUUACGAGAAACGGCUGAAUACAAGCCUCAAGCAGCCGGAGCCUGUGCGUCCAAAAUCGGCGGUGUUAACCCCGUCCACUGAGUCGUUUGAUACGGCAGUCGAUCUUGAAAAAGGUCUUUCCGUCUCCGAUGCCAACAAGAACUCGUCCUGGAACCAAGUCGUUCACGGAAAGCACGGAAGUACUGGCACCUUUGACACCCUUGGUACUUUGGCCAGCGAUCCCGACGGCAAUGGCGAGGUUCUCACAGUGCCCGAAAAGCGCCAACACAAGGUCGUGCGCAAUCUCAGACACACAUACUUGAACGUCUACCGAAGGCUUUUCACGGUUGCCUUUAUAGGAAAUAUCAUCCCAAUGAUUGUAUGGCUAGCCCACUUGCGCAACGAGAGCAUCAAUAGCCUCAAUCUCACUGAUCUUGCUACUGCAGCGGCGGUCAAUUUCGCUGUGGCCAUACUUAUCCGGCAAGAUUACAUUGUCAACUUUCUGUACCGGGUCUGCUGGCUGGUUCCACAUUCAACGCCACUUCGUAUAAGACGAAGUCUUGCCAAGGUGUACGAGAACGGUGGCGUGCAUUCUGGCUGUGCGGUCGCUGGUUUUAUAUGGUUCUUGGUACUGACAAUCGUGCUGUCGUUUCAAUUUGCCAACUUUGUCUUGCGUUCGGUCCCGGUGCUCACACUCACGUGUGUUCUGCUGGCAAUGUUGUUCGCGAUCAUAUUGCUUGCAUACCCGAAAUAUCGAUUCUUCUCGCACAACACCUUCGAGUACACCCAUCGCUUUGCAGGGUGGACAGCCAUUGCCAUCUUUUGGGCCGACGCAAUGCUCAUCGUCCACGAGAUCCAGAAGAAGACUGGCCGUUCGUUCGGCCGUGAGUUGGUCCGCCUGCCAGUCUUUUGGAUUUUGAUCAUCAUCACAGCCCACCUUGUUCUCCCGUGGCUGCGGCUCAGAAAAUGGCGUUUCAACGCAGACCAGCUAUCUACUCAUGCAGUUCGACUAGACUUUGAGAAGACGCUGCCACCGCUGAGUGGACUUGCCAUUGCUGAAGCCCCACUUGGUGAAUGGCACCCGUUUGCGACGUAUCCCAGGGAAGGUGGCGGAGGUUCUAUGAUAAUUUCCAACGCGGGCGACUGGACCAAACGCACGAUCCUCGGACCCAAAAGCCAUUAUUGGGUCAAAGGCAUGCCUAAGACGGGCGUUCUCUCUAUGGCGUUCGUCUUCAGGAAAGUGGUCGUUGUGACAACGGGGUCAGGCAUCGGGCCCUGCCUCUCAUUCCUUCUCGAGCCCCGGCGCAAGACCGUGUGCAGAGUGCUCUGGAGCACACCGUCGCCAAUGCAGACGUAUGGCCGGGAGCUGUGUCAACAGGUGCAGUCGUGCGAUCCGGAAGCGAUGAUCAUUGACACAAGACAGAGGAAAGGACGACCCGACAUGGUUGGGUUAACGUACAAAUUGUUCAAGGAGAGCGGUGCAGAGGCGGUGUUUUGCAUCAGUAACCCAAGACUGACGAGAAAGAUUGUGUAUGGCAUGGAGUCGCGGGGUGUGCCGGCGUUUGGUCCUAUAUGGGACUCAUGAGAGUAAGGAGAUGGUACUUACCAAAGACGGUGGAGGUCUACAGGCAGGAUUCAGGUUGUACUCGAAGGUUGCAACAGUCGUUGCUCGGCGGAUGAGACAUCAAAUGACAUACCCUUACGUCUUUGUAAUGUGCAUUUCAUCCUCUCGGUGUAUGCUAGUUUUUAUUUCGGCCUUAACAAGCACGUCUGUAGACGAGCACAUGCCCAACAGCCAUGUGGCCAAUGGAAGGGAUUCAAAACAAAAAAA
Verruconis gallopava is the source of this 2458-nucleotide messenger RNA. RefSeq lists its product as uncharacterized. Lineage: Eukaryota; Fungi; Ascomycota; Dothideomycetes; Venturiales; Sympoventuriaceae. Bases 374 to 2212 code for a protein of 612 amino acids. The transcript has a single exon. The record is from RefSeq and is a predicted model, not a curated record.